Messenger RNA from Parathielavia appendiculata, 708 nucleotides. RefSeq lists its product as uncharacterized. The record is from RefSeq and is a predicted model, not a curated record. NCBI's taxonomy places the organism in Eukaryota, Fungi, Ascomycota, Sordariomycetes, Sordariales, Chaetomiaceae. Bases 1 to 708 code for a protein of 235 amino acids. Gene Ontology annotation, biological process: tRNA 5'-leader removal; intronic box C/D snoRNA processing; rRNA processing. Gene Ontology annotation, cellular component: nucleolar ribonuclease P complex; ribonuclease MRP complex. Gene Ontology annotation, molecular function: ribonuclease P activity; RNA binding; ribonuclease MRP activity. The transcript is spliced from 2 exons.
AUGGCCUCGACAUCGCCAACGGUUGCCGACGGCGCUCGACCCGACGCCCUACCAAACAAGCCACAAACGAAACUUCCGCCCAUCCCCAAAGGCACGCGCAUCCAAAAACGUCCCCUCCCCGGUCCCUCCCCCUCCACCCGCCCACGAAACCCACCACGAGCAGCGCCAUCCUCCCCUGACUUACUAGCCUUAGCAGCCGACUCAGACGGCUACACCCCCCCGCCGCUCGCGUCGCACACCAUCGUCGUCAAAGUCUCGUCCGGCGCAAGCUUCAUGAGCCUCGUCCGGCGCGUGCGCAAGGCCCUGGAGAAGGCGCCGUCGCGGCGCGCGGGGCGGGAUAGCAGGGUGCCGCUUGCUGCGAGGGUCGCGUCAGCUACCACUUCUGCUUCAACUUCUAUAUCGAGAUCUUCUGGGAAUGCUGGGAGGGGUGAGGCAGGUGCAGCGACGGGGCAAAAAGCGACCGGGGUUAUCGGGGAUCGGCUGGAUGAUGUCAUGCUUGUGGCGACGGGGAGGGCGAUUGAGAGGGCAGUGGAGAUUGGCGGGUUUUUUACGAGGGAGAGGGAACUGGCUGUGUUGGUGAGGACCCGGACGGUGCGGGCUGUGGAUGAUGUUGUGGUAGUGGAUGAGGAGGCGGAUGCGGAGGCGGAGGAUCAGGUGCGGGUGAGAAAUGUCAGUUGCGUGGAGGUGGGCAUCAGGUGGACGAGUUGA